UUCGAUCUAGACUUCAGCCGAUUCGACCUCUAACGAUCCCAUCUCCGAUUCUUUACACUGCCCCUCGACCGGUGCACCCAUCGAAGCGACUCGUCUUGUCGAAAGAACACGCAGCACUGCUCCAUGCGACCAUGAGCUCCACAAACGACGGCACAGCUCCAUCCGACAUGAAAAUCACCAUAAAUCCGCAGCGCGCAUCCGCCCUUCUACAGAACAUCUCCUCCGUGCAGCAACGAGUCCGCACCGCGUGGUCUUCGUCCUUUCCUCCAGGCACGAACCCCCCGGCUUCGGUGCCCGUCCGAGUCGUCGCCGUGUCGAAGCUGAAGCCUGCCUCGGACAUCCUCGCCCUGCACCGCCCCGCAGCACCCGGCGACGGCGAGGCAUCCAGCGCGGCCGCCUCCGAGCAGACACCAGGGCACGACCAUUUCGGGGAGAACUACGUGCAGGAGCUGCUGGAAAAGUCGAGGCUGCUGCCCACGACGAUCAAGUGGCACUUCAUCGGCGGGCUGCAGUCGAACAAGUGCGUGCCCGUGACGAGGGACGUGGACAGCCUGUGGGCGGUAGAGAGCGUCGACAGCGAGAAGAAGGCGAACCUGCUGAACAAGGGCCGGGCGGAGAGGAACGAGAGACUGAGGAAGGAGCACGGGGAUCGCUGGCCGCAGAUCAUGGACGAGAACGGCCUGGAGCAACAGCUGAGGGUGUUCAUCCAAGUCAACACCUCCGGCGAAGAGUCCAAGAGCGGGCUGGAUCCAAACUCGCCAGAGCUGUUGGCUCUUGCAAGGCUCAUCCGCGAUGACGGGCGAUGUCCGAACCUGCACCUCCAAGGACUCAUGACCAUCGGCGCAAUUGCGCGCUCAAAGGCCACCUCCCCAGAAACAGAAAACGAGGAUUUCAUCACGCUUCGCUCCACCCGCGACAGGCUCGCCGCAGAUCUGGGUCUACAGAAUAAGGAUGAGCUGGAGCUUAGUAUGGGCAUGUCGGAAGACUUCGAGAGCGCAGUGAGAUUGGGAAGUCGUGAGGUGCGGGUAGGGAGUACGAUUUUCGGGGAACGGCCGCCAAAGAAAGAUGCCAAAGUGCUAGAGCAAACGGAACAAGAGAAGAAGUAAAUUCCAUCAUAAGAGAGCUUGAGUUCGUGAAAUUGUGGUCAGUGGUGGUGUGCUCUGAAACAACCACGCCCGCGGAGGGAUGAACGGCAUGAUGAUAUUUGAUGGUCAAGAAGAUGCUCAUAUUAUGUCUCCCUUGAGGACAAUGCAUGCCAUACCCGCUCCGCCUGGGCCGCAGAACACCAUGCAACAUAUGCUGGAAAGGACAGAAUACCCGGACCUGAUAAUGCUGAUGCUGGUGCCAUGGAUCGAGGCCAUGUCUAAGCUGGAGGUCCUCUGGCCAGCCGUUCCUGCAUGAGGUUCAACAGGAUCUCAGGAACCUUUUCCUGCGUCGCACGAAUCGUGACGCGGAACAUCUAAGAAUAUAGUCUGAGCAGACAUCCAGUCUUCCCCUUCUCCAGCUGCAAGACCGCACAUCCAACAAUAUUCUUUGGAUUUGGAUCAACGUUGUCCAAGAGCCGCCAGCGAAAUCCUGCCACGGUAUCGCGGACAAAUUUGUCGUCCAUCGGCGCCAAAUGAUUGCGCAGACCGAAUGUGCUUUGCGCUUCAAGGGGACCCGCCCCAAUCUGUCGCCAACGUUUGAAGAAAUCCUCCGCUGAGAGCUCCGAGGGAUCCAUGAAUCGAUGCGGAAGAAUCGGCAGCUUUAGAGUAUACCCCUGCAAGGCACCAGCGAGAUAUGAGAUUCGGAUGGUUGGUGCUUCGGAGAAUGGGGAGAUGGAAGUGCACACAAUGGUCUCUUGGACUUGGGAGUCUGCACCGACCGAGGAAUCGGGGAGGCUUUUAGUGUCGAUUUUGAGGCUGGGGGCAGAUUUAUUGUCCAGAGUAGUCGUGAAUGAGCCAAUUGAGAACGAGGCCUUGUUGGUAAAGUAGAGUUUGAUCACCCCGAGGUGGCCACGAUACUCCGCCCUGAUGCCGACUUGAAUCUGUGGAUCCUCAUACAAGACACCUUCAUCGGCAAAGAACAUGUUGUCAUAACCAGUCUCCCAGUCCGGUGAAAGAUGAGCCGCGCUCGUAAGCUUGGGAACAGUCACGUCAUCGGUAUGGCCAUUCAUAUCCAGGCCUUCAAGGUCUUUUGCAGCACUGGUCGUUCCGUUUUGGGCUGGUGUGGCAGCAGCACCAUUCGUACUUGCUGGUGUUCCA
Molecule: messenger RNA, 2243 nt
Organism: Cladophialophora immunda
Lineage: Eukaryota; Fungi; Ascomycota; Eurotiomycetes; Chaetothyriales; Herpotrichiellaceae
Product: YggS family pyridoxal phosphate enzyme
Exons: 2
Coding region: 132-1106 (324 amino acids)
Cellular component (GO): intracellular anatomical structure
Molecular function (GO): pyridoxal phosphate binding
Source: RefSeq, a predicted model, not a curated record